This is a messenger RNA of Vitis vinifera (wine grape), 1939 nucleotides long. RefSeq names its product methanol O-anthraniloyltransferase. The record is from RefSeq and is a predicted model, not a curated record. The transcript has 2 exons. Lineage: Eukaryota; Viridiplantae; Streptophyta; Magnoliopsida; Vitales; Vitaceae. The coding region runs from base 270 to 1619 and encodes 449 amino acids.
AAUUCAAACACCUUUUUGAUGACAAACAAACUUAGGAGAAUAAGUUUUUACCUUAAGAGAAAAAUACAAGUGAAACACACUUGAAGUUCUACCUCUCAUCUACACCGUGUCAUAGGCUGAGCAAGAUGGUCGGCCACGUUAUUGGAGUGCAGCAUUAGACUAUAAAUAUCAGCUACCUUCUUCUCAAAGCAUACCAUCACAUAAACUCCUGCAAUUUUCUCUUGUCAUUGUUUCUAUAUUCUAUCGACAAACUCCUUGCCUGGAAGGACAUGGCAUCAUCGUCGUCUCCUCUAGUAUUCUCGGUUAACCGGUGUGAUCCACAGAUUGUUCGGCCUGCAAACCCUACCCCGCGAGAGGUGAAGCAGCUUUCUGAUAUAGAUGAUCAAGAAGGCCUUCGCUUUCAAAUUCCUGUGAUAAUGUUUUACCGAAACAAUCCUUUAAUGGAUGGAAAAGACCCUGUAAAGGUCAUUAGAGAAGCUCUAGGUAAGGCGCUUAUAUACUACUAUCCAUUUGCAGGCAGGCUGAUUGAAGGGGAUAACAGAAAACUCAUGGUGGACUGCACCGGUGAAGGGGUCUUGUUCAUUGAAGCCGAUGCGGAUACCACACUUGAGAAUCUUGGUGAUGCAAUUCAGCCAAUGUGUCCCUGCUUUGAGGAGCUUCUGUAUGAUGUCCCUGGCUCCACGAGAAUUCUUGGUUCCCCUCUUAUCUUAAUUCAGGUGACCCGAUUGAGGUGCGGGGGAUUUAUAUUUGCACUGCGUCUAAACCACACAUUGUCUGAUGCAGCUGGUUUGAUUCAAUUCCUCAACACCAUAGGCGAGAUGGCUCAAGGUCUGUCCGUGCCAUCUCUGCUGCCCAUAUGGCAAAGAGAGCUGUUAAAUGCCCGAAAUCCGCCACAAAUAACCCGUAUACAUCAUGAAUACGAGAAGGUAACCAACACCAAGGGCACACUAAUGGCCAUGGACGAAAAUAAUUUGGUUCAUCGAUCCUUCUUCUUUGGCCGUGAGGAGAUAAGAGCACUUAGGAACCGACUUCCUGCAAGCCUCGGUGCCUGCUCAACGUUUGAGGUACUAAUGGCAUGUGUAUGGAGAUGCCGCACAAUUGCAUUUGCAGUAGACCCUGAUGAGGUUGUUGGCAUUUCAUGCAUAAUCAAUAUGCGAGGCAAGCACGGUUUGGAACUGCCUCCAGGAUACUAUGGAAAUGCUUUUGUGACUCCAGCUUCAAUUACUAAGGCUGGAAUGCUAUGCAAAAAUCCAUUGGAAUUUGCAAUAAGGUUAGUGAAGAAAGCCAAGGCGGAAAUGAGCCAGGAGUACAUUAAAUCAGUGGCAGAUCUUAUGGUCAUCAAGGGCCGGCCCUUAUUUACGCAGCCAGGGAACUAUAUUGUUUCAGAUGUAACGCGUGCAGGGAUUGGAGAGGUCGAUUUCGGGUGGGGGAAGCCAGUUUAUGGUGGGGUUGCCAAGGCUUCUCCUAUUAUUAGCUUCCGUAUGUGGUUCAGGAACAGCAAAGGAGAAGAAGGGAAUGUUAUACCUAUAUGCCUGCCUCCGCCAGUCAUGGAAAGGUUUGAACAGGAGCUAAAGAGAAUGACCAAAGAGGCAGAGCUGUUAAUUACAUCCAUGCCCUAAAUUAAGGAGAAUCUACAUGGAUUUUAAGAAUCAAGCAGUUUAAUUUGGCUUGAAGGCUUGAGUGCUGUUGAAUGCUUAUUUUGGCCAGUAGUGUGAGACAUUCAUCCUUUUAGGAAAGGAACUGAGCUAUGGAUUUCCAUGCAGUGUUUGCAAGUAUAAACAUGCCUUGAUAAACUCUAUUUGUUUGGGGAUGCAUGCAAGCAUUUAUAUCUCUUUUGAAGAGAGCUAUAGGCUAGGAAGACAAAAGGGUAGGUCUUCUUGGUGAUCAAUUUGUGUUUGCUAUACCUUUUGAGAAAUAUAAAUUUUGAUGUAGUGUCAAA